AAGAGGGCGGGAUGGAAGAGGGUGAAGGGGGAGAUUGUCCCGGGUAUAUAACAAGCCGCGUCCGCAGUCACUGCUCACUCUUCCCAGACUCCGUCAUGCUGACACUUGGGCUGGUGUUGGUGGUGGUGUCGGUGGCAAGCGGCGCCUACGACACGCCCUCUUGCGACGGCCGCCAGACCAUCGUUCAUCUCUUUGAGUGGAAAUGGACGGACAUCGCCCUGGAGUGCGAGAGGUUCCUGGGUGACGCAGGCUUCUGUGCUGUUCAGGUAUCCCCACCCAUGGAACACGCCGUCAUUGGGGAGAGUGGGUACCCUUGGUGGCAGCGCUACCAGCCCGUCUCAUACAAGCUCGACUCCCGCUCGGGCAACAGACAGGAGUUCAUUGACAUGGUACAGCGUUGUAACGCCGUCGGGGUCAGAAUAAUCGUGGAUGCCGUGGUCAACCACAUGACGGGUCUCGGGAGGUCUGGCCAGGGCUCCGGCGGCUCCUCCUUCAACGCUGACAACCUGGACUUCCCCGGCGUGCCCUACUCCAACCUCGACUUCACUCCCCGGGACCUGUGCCCCUCGUCCGAUGGUAAUGUCAACAACUACAACGACGCUAACGAGGUGAGGAACUGCUACCUGGUGGGCUUGACUGACCUGUACGGCGGGAAGGACUACGUCAGGCAAAAGAUCUCUGAAUACUACAACGACCUUCUCGACAUCGGUGUGAUGGGCUUCAGAGUGGAUGCCUCCAAACACAUGUGGCCAGGGGACCUGGAAGCCAUCCAGGGGUUGACUAAUGACCUAAGCACCGCCGCCGGCUUCCCCAGUGGCCGGCGUCCCUUCUUCUACCACGAGGUGAUCGACCAAGGCGGAGAGCCCAUCAAGGUGUCCGACUACUUCAGUGUUGGACGCACCACAGAAUUCAGGUUCUGCUCCAAGAUCGCCUGGGGUAUUAACGACUUCAGUCAGUUGGCCAACAUCUACGACCCAGGGUGGGGGAUGGCGCCCUCCGACAAUGCUCUCGUCUUCGUCGACAACCACGACAACCAGCGGGGUCACGGCGGUUCUGGUGACGUCCUCACCUUCCAGCAACCGAAGGAGUACAAGAUGGGCGUGUCCUUCGCCCUGGCCUACGACUAUGGCUUCACACGCAUCAUGAGUAGUUACUACUUUGACAACUCAGACCAGGGCCCGCCAGGCAGCAACAAUGGAGGGUCCACUGACAGUGUCACCAUCAACGGUGAUGGCUCCUGUGGGGGCGGCUGGGUCUGCGAACACCGUUGGAACCCCAUCACCAAAAUGGUGAAGUUCAGGAACGCGGUGGCUGGCACUCAGAUUGCUAACUGGUACUUGGAGGGUGACAACGUCGCCUUCUCUCGUGGCGAUAAGGGCUUCUUUGCCAUGUCCAAGUAUGGCUCAUUCGACAAAGUUCUCCAGACUGGUAUGCCUGCGGGAACAUACUGUGAGUUAAUCAGCAGCUGUGCCAACACUGUGACGGUGAACGGUGAUGGAACAGCCCAGAUCACCAUUAACAACUCCGAGGAGCCCAUGUUUGCAAUCUGUGCCGGGUGUGACGGAGUUGGACCAACAAUCGACCCAAAUCACUCCACCAAGCCGCCCGUGACUGGCACGGCCAGGACGGUGGUGUUCGUCCACGAUCAGACCAGCGUGGGCCAAGACCUCUUCAUCCGUGGUGGCAUCGACGGCUCUCAACGGCCAGGUUGCACCGAGAACGCCGAGACAGACGCCUGUGCCAUCGACAUCACUGUAAGCAGUCUGGGGAGCGAAGUCCACUACGCUAAGUACGACGCCUGGCGGGUGGGCGAUACCAAGCUGGACUGGUAUGGUGCACAGGCCAGCCAGGGCUCGUAUCAAGGACAGACAGCCUUCGGCUCGCCACUCGCAUGGACUACUAACGUCCCGGGCAAUGCCGGGUACCAGGAGCUGAACACGUUCGGUGAACACUACUGGAUGAUCGACAUGGAGAUGGAUUGUGAUCAGACUGAGAAUGGUUGGUUUGAGCUAAAGGCGUUCCUAUCCAACGACGGCGCAGGCUGGGAGACCGACGUUAAUCAGGUGUCGUCGUGCUCUGGUGAUGCCGGUGGUGCCAAGCCAUACACAUCCAGUAACCAUCUGGGCCGUUGCGGUUACCUCAACGUAUUUCAGUUUUCUGGGUCUUCCUGCCAGAUAAAUUCACUGCCGUGAUGCCUUUUGGAGACCGCUGGCAUUGCCAUCACACCUACACUCUUGGAUCACCGGCUUCUGUCUACAUAGUUGAGAUGUGUGACUAAUCCUUUAUCUGUUUACUGGCAUUCAUCGUCUUAUGUAAACAAAUUACCAUCAUAUUAAAGUCAUAAUAAAUAUAAAUAUAAA
Molecule: messenger RNA, 2360 nt
Organism: Procambarus clarkii (red swamp crayfish)
Lineage: Eukaryota; Metazoa; Arthropoda; Malacostraca; Decapoda; Cambaridae
Source: RefSeq, a predicted model, not a curated record